Molecule: messenger RNA, 1553 nt
Organism: Mycena citricolor
Lineage: Eukaryota; Fungi; Basidiomycota; Agaricomycetes; Agaricales; Mycenaceae
Source: the annotation of a GenBank genome assembly
AUGACCAUGAACUUUUUUCGGUGCCAACAGAUCGCACCCAGAUAUCCCUUGUUUCCGUCCGAUUUCGUUCGGUCUUUCUCCUCAUCCUCUCCGCGACUUGUCAAGAAGAGAAUGCCCCCCAAGAAAGCGGCCGUGCCUGAGAAGAAAACCCUUCUUGGGCGACCAGGGAACAAUCUUAAAAUCGGCAUCGUAGGUGUUCCAAACGUCGGGAAGUCAUCCUUUUUCAAUGCGCUGUCCCAAACCGAUCUGGGCAAGGCCGCAAACUUUCCUUACGCUACCAUAAAUCCUGAGGAAGCUCGCAUCCCCGUUCCCGACACACGGUUCGACUGGCUUUGUGAUUUAUACAAGCCCGCUUCUCGUGUCCCCGCUUUUUUAACUAUCAUCGACAUUGCUGGACUCACCGCGGGUGCUUCCACGGGGGCCGGACUGGGCAACGCCUUCCUGUCUCAUGUUCGGGCCGUAGAUGGCAUCUUCCAGAUGGUCCGGGCAUUCGACGAUGCCGAGGUCAUACACGUUGAAGGAGACGUUGACCCCAUUCGCGACAUCACAAUCAUACAGACGGAACUGAGACUGAAGGACAUCGAAUGGGUAGAGAAAGCUCUAGAUGCUCUAAAGAAAACCGGUCGCAGUCUCGGGAAUAGCAGUCUCGCGGACAAGGCUAGGAAGGAAGAGAUUGCGACAACAGAGAAGAUCUUGAAGCACAUCAAGGAAGAUAAGAAAGAUGUUCGCAAGGGCGAUUGGAGCAAUAAAGAGAUCGAUGUUGUCAACGGCCUGCAACUUUUGACGGCAAAGCCCGUGACUUAUCUUGUCAAUCUGAGCGAGAAGGACUUCGCUCGUAAGAAAAACAAGUGGCUAGCGAAGAUCAAAGCGUGGAUAGAUGAGAACAAUCCUGGAGAUAAUCUGAUUCCCUUUUCGGUCGCGUUGGAGGAACGUUUGGCCCCCAUGUCGGCCGAAGAAAUGGAGGCAGCUCAGAAAGAGAUUGGCGCCACCAGUUCUCUUGGAAAAAUUACCCAAGCUGGAUAUGCCAGCCUCGAUCUCAUUCGAUACUUCACGUGUGGGCCUGAUGAAGUCCGUGCUUGGACUAUUCGCAAAGGCACCAAGGCUCCUCAGGCUGCCGGCGUCAUCCACUCUGAUUUUGAGAACAAAUUCGUUUGCGGAGAAAUCAUGGCUUUCGACGAUCUGAAGGAGCUUGGAUCCGAGGCUGCCGUGAAAGCUGGUGGGAAGGUCAGACAACAGGGCAAGCCCUAUGAGAUGAUCGAUGGUGACAUUGCCUACUGGAAGGCUGGCGGAUAAGCCUCUGGAUUAACCUGUACAUUCUUGCCGCAAAUCAAAUGUAUCCUUUACGUGACUAGAGUUAUUCGGUGUCCAAGAUUGAAUGUAGUGUACAGAUGCUCGGUUUAUGACCAAACAGGAUCGAGCUUUCAGACGGUUGAAGAAGUGCCCGGCCAAUUGCCCAAAAAUUCGUAGCCAUGCUCGGUCGGAGGCGUCAACUUGGACAGCUUGCCCAAUUGUUCGUCUGCAAUCUCGUGAAGACGCGUCGCACCGUUCAAAAG